UGGUGAUGAACGGCUCAACUUUUAAAACAAACCAACAAACAAACAUUUUUACUGGUCAGAGAAACCGUAUUUUCCAUGCCAACAGUCAAGUGCACGUGCCGGCUUGGAAUUAAAAUACAUGCAAAUGUUACACCACAUAGCAGCUUUUUUUUUUUUCCACUGCCACCCCUCUCCGCUCGUCGCGUCGCGAAACGCGCAAAAGUCAGCCUAAUUUAAAAAAGGGUCUCACGGCGACUAACUGAUAGAUGGUAUCGAUCUCGCUGGCAGCUGCGGAGAUGCAGUGCACAGCGUGUGGGUAGUGUAGCUGCGAAACUUGCUGAGAGACCGCGUUUGAAGGCGCACCGCACGGGAGGCGGAGGCUCGGCCCAGGAGGCGGUGUGUGGUGACCAGAGGGAGGCGGGCCGCGGCAGCCAGCUGUUGGAAAGCAGCGCUCCAGAGCCGCCCGCUGCUACUGCAUCAGGUGAACAUCAGCGCAUCAGCACCAGACCAGAGCUCUCUCUCUCUCUUUCUCUCUAUCUGAGAACCCCCUCACCCUGACAUCUGUCUUUCGUUUUUUUUGUGCAACUUUUACCUUCUUCGCCGGUCCUGACCAAGUUCGCAAAACUCAGACGUAAACACAGAGGCGCACACACACACAGCGAGAAAACAGGAGAUCGAGGAACAGGUGUCCAGAAGAAGAAAAAAUGGGAAGAAAGAAAAUACAGAUUUCUCGUAUUCUUGACCAGAGGAAUAGACAGGUGACCUUCACCAAGCGUAAGUUCGGCCUCAUGAAGAAGGCUUACGAGCUGAGCGUGCUCUGUGACUGCGAGAUCGCCCUCAUCAUUUUCAACAGCACCAACCGCCUGUUCCAGUACGCCAGCACGGAUAUGGACAAGGUGCUGCUGAAAUACACGGAGUACAGCGAGCCCCACGAGAGUCGCACCAACACGGACAUCCUGGAGACGCUGCGUAGAAAAGGCCUCGGUCUCGAUGGCACGGAGCUCGACAGUGAGGAGAGCAUGCAGGUGGCCGCAGACAAAUAUCCCCUCAGCGAGGGCAUGGAUCUCUCUGUGGCUCGCCAGCGCUUCUAUGCUCAGUCUCUGCUCUCUCCGGAGGCACAGUUUCUGGUGUCUGCAGGCUGUGAGAACGGUUUCCCCAACUCCUCUGGAUCCAGCGUGGCCUCCCACAGGCCCCAAGCCUUUAAAUCUCUGAGCUCCAGGCCCGGCUCUGCCAGCCCGGCUGCGCCCCACACACACACUGCUUUCAUGUCUCCGCACUCAGGCAUCGGCUACUCCGUGUUCUCCCAUGGCAACCUGAACCGAGCUCUGGAUAUGAAGAGCCCUCCUCCUCUGAACCUGGGCAGUGAGAACCUGCGGGCAGAUGCUGCUAAUCAGGGCAUGGGCGCUACACGCGCUAACCACAACCCUGCUAGAGGUUUGUUGUACCAGGGCCUUCACAGCGGCAGCUCCAUGGUCGCCAUGGGGAAGGCAGGCCUGUUGAGUCACAGCCUGGGAGGCUACGGCCUUCCCUCGCCUGCAGCCUCCGAGUACACCCAGCCUGGGUUUUAUCACUCUGUUAGUUUACAGCGAGGAGCAAUGAACCCCUGGCAACCAGCACAGCCGAGCCAGGAGCCUCAUGGGCCUCAUAUAAGCGCGGGAAUGUCCAGCGGGGGGUGCUCCUUUCCCUCUCAGUCUUGCUCUUCGAGCUCUCCACACGUGCCCUCCCUCAACCUCAGCAUCAAAUCUGAGCGCAGCUCCCCGGAGCACAUGUCCUCACCUACCUCCCCUCCUCUACACCACCUCAGGCAACAUUCUCCAAUGAGCAACCCGGAUUCGGCUCGCCAUACCCCUCCGGAAACCCGCCCGGCCAAUGGGACGAAGGAGUUCCCCAAAGCCGGCUACCCACAAGACACGGAGGAAGGAGGCCAGCCUCUCAGGCAGUUAGAGAUGAGUGACGGCUGGCAGAGAUAGCCGCGUGCUUUCAGCCCGCCACCGCCUCCCGUGCAACAGCUAUUUUCCAGCAAAACCAGAUGGGGGGGUCGACGCGUCCCCAUCGUCCCAGAGAGGAACGCCUCUCUUUGUCUCCUCACACAGAGCUGGUCUCUCCUGGGCAGUGGAGGAUUCUUCGCUGCAUCACUCGCUUGAGGAGGCAGAUGCCUACAGACUUUGCUUUUUUUGUUUGGUUAGGUUUAGUUUUUGUGUGAAUCAAAUGUACAAUUUGUGUUUUUUUUUUUGUUGUUGUUGUUCAACUUGAAAUUAACCACAGCAUCGCAGGAGGAAUUUAUCCAAAGGGGCAAAAAAACAAAAAAACAAAACCAAAAACCAGAAGGCCUCAGAAACAUAUUUGUAACAAAAGUUCUGAGCAGUUCAGAACAGAUUUUAAUUUCCAACAAAGUUUUUGUGUAAAUGUUAUUGACAGAUACACACAGGCCUUCUUUUGAAACAGUAGGAAGUGCCUGUGCAACAGGGCAUUACAAAGGAUGGUCUCUCAUUCUUUCAAGUCUGUCUUAGCUGACGUGUUUCUGGUCGCAGCCAAACGUGGCUCCUGUCCACGCUGGCCGUGAAAAAAAUGGCCCCGUGAUGGAGACGAGGUGGUUUCCGAAUGUGUGUUUGUACGGCCUGUUUACCGUUGCUGCGCUUUAAGGGUUUAAGUUUAUACGUGAAGCACAAUCCCAUACCAAAUCAAAUAUGUCCUUGGCAGAGUAGAAAAACUUUCCAAGGCGUCCGCCUGAUUUGUUUAACCUAGGAGCGUCUUUUCACACACGGCGGCAGCUGUAAAUGUGAAGCCAUGCGUUUGUACUGUGCUUUCUGUAGGCGUGUAAAAAUAGUUUCUUUUUCUGGUUUGCUUUUUUUUUUAAGUUUCAGUUGUGUUAUAUCUACAAAUGUUGGCAGUUACAAUCAACUUGUCAAUAACUGAUGGCAAUCUACGUCUGCUAAAGACCAAAGUGCAUAAACAAGUGUCCCCUAUGCAUUGUACUUAAAUACAGCCAAAGUGUAUGCAUUUGCUCAAAUUGAAUCUAAUUUGAUUUCUGUCAUUGUAAAUUUUUCUUUGCUCUGAAGGGCUUUAUUUACUAAGAGCAUAUUGUAGAUAUUAUUAAUGUUAAAUGAGACACUGUGUAAUGACUCGGUCUAAAUAUUUCAUUUUUUUUUUUUUUUUUAAAAAAAGCACAUUUUCAUCUGGUUUUCUUCACAUAUGCAAACUGAACUUGCACUGGAUAUCUAUGUGUUUUCUGUUCUGCAAUCGACAAAAUAUAAGCGAGUGACUUCCACUUUUUGCCCACAUGGGGUCCUCUAAUCUCACACCAUCACACUGAUGAAUCUGGAAAAGCGCAGAGCAGCGAACGCCGGUCUGUAUCAGUGACCAAUGAUUUAAUGAGUCACCAUGACCGGAUGCAGUUCCAGUGGUGUAGCCCUGACGACGUUUAGCAAAAGCGUCGCGACAAACUCUGCAGAGAUUCGGCCCCUUAACUUCUGCUGUGGAAUUAGCUCUUUUCAUUAUUGUUGUGCAGUUACGUGGAUUCAUAUCAGCAUGAAAAACCAAGUUAUCAGUAUUCUGAUGUUUGCUGAAUGCUUCACUAUCAAAACAGAGACAUUUUCUGAUGAUUCCUUAUAAAUAAAUAAUAAUAAUAAAAAAAAAAGUUUAAUUUGUA
Mugil cephalus (flathead mullet) is the source of this 3628-nucleotide messenger RNA. It is a transcript of the gene mef2b, whose product is annotated as myocyte enhancer factor 2b. Gene Ontology annotation, biological process: positive regulation of transcription by RNA polymerase II. The record is from RefSeq and is a predicted model, not a curated record. The transcript has 9 exons. The coding region runs from base 684 to 1949 and encodes 421 amino acids. Gene Ontology annotation, molecular function: protein dimerization activity; DNA-binding transcription factor activity, RNA polymerase II-specific; RNA polymerase II cis-regulatory region sequence-specific DNA binding. Lineage: Eukaryota; Metazoa; Chordata; Actinopteri; Mugiliformes; Mugilidae.